AUGAAUGCUCGAUCACGGCUAAGGCUUCACGGUCGUAUCAGCGUCUUCAACCAGGAUGGCUCUUUCGAUACUGUUCGUAUCCAGUUGCAAGGUGCCAUCCGUACCAAGAUUGGGUCACAGGCUGCAGUUGAAAAGAUCCCUUCCACAUCCAUUGUCAAAACCAACUUGGACUUCAAGCCGGUCUACUCUCCAUCUCAACAGCGAUCUGAAGAACAAUAUCUUGAUUUCGUCUGUCCAAUUCCGUCCCCCAGGAACGCCCCCUUCGGCGAAUUCGUACCAUCGAUGACGCUGUCUGGUACCACAUAUCUCACCCGGGUGACUGCUCUGACGAACAGGGAGCUUUUGGAGGGCUCUUGUGAGGUAGCUUACUCGCUCGAGGCCGAGUUCUUGCGAUCGCAAACGGGUCAGGUGGUACGGAGGAUCAGUUGUCCAGUCAAUGUCUCAUCAGGUCUAACUCCUCUGGAUGUGGAGGUCACCUCUCCAAGCCACUCAGACCAAGUUGAGCAGGUUGCAAAGCCUCAACUGCGGUUGAACAGAUUGCUUGGGCCUCAGUCACAGCCUGAAGUAUCCGUGCACUUGCCAAAGAUGCUUGGCUGCGCUACCAACGACUUCUCCACAGCUUCCACUGGUUGCCGACGACUCACGGUUCCAGUCUCGGUCAAGGUCGGCUUACCAUCGCACAUUCGCCGACAAGCACAAUCACUUCUUGAGACAGACUUGCUCAACUGUUCGGUAACGGCCCGGUGGUUUGCCAAAAGGACGUUCACAACUGGCUCUUCUGCUGUGGAGUCCACUGUUCACAGCGACCGAGCGUCGACACAGAAGUUUGCCCUGACAUUACCGCCUCUCUACAAGACCAACACUGAGACUUCGAAAUACACCACGUCAAUGGAGCUGGAGCUUCUCGUACCGGAAUCGAUCUCGACACCAUCGAUUUCUACAGAUCUAUUGAAAGUCAGUUACACGCUUGACCUGUCAAUGAAGUUCGAAGUGAGCGGGAACGAUCGGCUUAAGGGCCCGCACACGGCAACUUUCAGUCUCCCAGUGGCGCUUUGGGCUGCUCAACCACAGUCGUUGAUCAGCCGUCGCACUCUUGAUCCACUCCUAGGACUUGUUGAGGAGCAAUCAAUCUAUGCUCCGCCCCCAUAUGUAUACUAG
Cladophialophora psammophila CBS 110553 is the source of this 1158-nucleotide messenger RNA. RefSeq lists its product as uncharacterized. The record is from RefSeq and is a predicted model, not a curated record. The transcript is spliced from 2 exons. Lineage: Eukaryota; Fungi; Ascomycota; Eurotiomycetes; Chaetothyriales; Herpotrichiellaceae. Bases 1 to 1158 code for a protein of 385 amino acids.